AUGGAUCUUCACGAAGCUUCAUGGAAAGGCAGCAUCGAUGAUAUAGAGUCUGCGAUUGACGAAGGCUGCGAUGUCAAUGCCCCUGGCAGAGAUGGGAAGACGCCUCUCUGGCUCGCCGUACAAAAAGGCCAUUCAGAUGCAUGCAAUAUUCUUCUUGCUCGAGGAGCUCGCGUGGAAGAGGAAAGAUCCAGCAUUCUUGAACUCGCCGUUCAGAGAGAGCAUACCGAGAUUGUCAGACAGCUGUGGCCACACUGCAAAGCGGAAAGACAACAUCGCUGUUUAGAAAUUGCUAUCUCAUUGGGCUUCCAUGAAAUCGCAGAUUUCUUGCUCGGAACUCCAGCGUUCGAGUACCAGCACUGCCAAGCCGGUGACAUUGAAAAGCUCGUAAAAGACGGAUUCCCAAGACGAGGAUCUGCAGCUUUUCAGCAAUGGGAGAGAUUUAUUUUCGUUCGGCGCUUGGAGAAGCUCAAUUUACAUCACGUCUUUUUUGACUAUGCCCUUCUACUCGCAACGAAGGCCGAUCGCAACGCAGGGCUUCGACUGGAGGAAACUGAAACACCCUUGACAAAUGCGGCUGAGAAAGGCAACCUGGAAGUACUGGGUAGUUUGAUUGAGCGCCCUGACAUACAUUUGACGAUUUGUGGCAAAUAUAACUGGCCUGCCUUUCUCCAUCUGCUGGCGAGUUCCGAGUCUAUCGCCUCUGAACAAGGCUGGACCAUAGCGCGAGCUUUAUCCAAGAAUCUUCCUGACUCGUUCAUGAUUGACAGCAAGGGAACUCGUUUGGAGACUGUUUUCAAAAAUGUCCUUCGGCUGGGUGACGAUGCUCUUGUCAAGCAGGUGAUCGACCUCGUUCGCGGCGCUGCGGGAAUUUUCAUCCUGCCUCUAUUAAUCCGAGCGAAUGAUACCCAUGGUCUUAGUUGGAUUUUGAAUAGUGAUAUAGCACACGCCGCUAAACCUCCGCCAAUACUUUGGGUGUUGCUUUGCAACUUUUUCCAACGCAAUCCAAGCUCAGAAGCCCUGAAAACCUUUGUUCGAGUGGCACAAUUCCUGGUAGAAAGGACGAUCUGGGACCGGAAUAUACUGGUGUGCCUCAAUUCACGCAACCUCUGUUUUGUUCAGCACCUUUUCUACCCUCUCAAUGAGAUCCCACCCAGGGAGGUGGCAGAAGAAACAUUGGCGGGGCUUUCUCAGGCGCUUACCGAUCAAUCCCUCGUAGAGGAGUGGGUUGACAAAGGCUUUGCUAACGCAGCACUGUGGAGCGCCAUUCUAUCCGGGGUUUGGAAGAGUCCAGCGUUUGAAAGCCUCCUUUCAUGCCCCGGUAUCAACCUGGAGGAACCAUUCCCGCGCAAAGAGAGGUCAGAGUGGGGAGAAGCAAAUGACCCUUCAUCUCCAUUCUCUGGCAUUUCAGCUGGCAAUUCAGCUGGCGAAAAACGAAGAUUUCCUUUCAGACCACCUGCUGGGGAGUUCCAAACAGAUACGCCGAAGAGCAAUGCCCUCCAAGACUAUCAAAUGCAGCUCAUGUUCCUGGAGCAACAGAACAAGAGGCGAUUAAUGAUGGCCCGAGAGGAACAAAUGGAAGUGUCAAUGGGAAAAUGCCUUGUGGCUGGGACAGGAGGGAAAAGCCCUCUGGCCUGGGCCGUGGCAAAUCGUAAUACCCAGCUUGUGGACGCUCUUCUGCGCGGUUCGCGCGUCAAUGUCAACUCCCAGGACGCCCGUAAACAAAACCUUCUCAUGCACGCCAUUGCCGUCAAUGAUUGGCAAACUGUGCAAAAGCUCUUGAAAAUCGAAGAUAUUGACCUUAAUUUGCGGGACGACCAAGGUAGAACCGCUAUUUUCCACGCCGCACAAAGAGAAGACGUGCAUAUCAUUCAAUUGCUCACGGGGACUCAAAAGGUGGACUUUUCCAUUAGGGGUUGCAAUGGUGAAAGUGUCCAGGAUAUUGCGAGAAAAAUUGGGAAGCGAGAUGUCAUGGCUGCCCUUGCCACUUGA
This is a messenger RNA of Penicillium argentinense, 1989 nucleotides long. Its product is annotated as ankyrin repeat domain-containing protein. The coding region runs from base 1 to 1989 and encodes 662 amino acids. The transcript has 2 exons. Gene Ontology annotation, molecular function: protein binding. NCBI's taxonomy places the organism in Eukaryota, Fungi, Ascomycota, Eurotiomycetes, Eurotiales, Aspergillaceae. The record is from RefSeq and is a predicted model, not a curated record.